CCUUUCCUCAGCUGCCGCCAAGGUGCUCGGUCCUUCCGAGGAAGCUAAGGCCGCGUUGAGGUGAGGCCCUCACUUCAUCCGGCGACUAGCACCGUGCCGGCAGUCCACAACAUGGCUUCUGUCUCUGAGCUUGCCUGCAUCUACUCCGCCCUCAUCCUGCACGACGACGAGGUGACGGUCACGGAGGAUAAGAUCAAUGCUCUCAUUAAAGCAGCUGGUGUCAAUGUUGAACCUUUCUGGCCUGGCUUGUUUGCAAAGGCUCUGGCCAAUGUCAACAUUGGAAGCCUCAUCUGCAAUGUAGGGGCUGGUGGGCCAGCUCCAGCCGCUGGGGCUGCGCCUGCUGGUGGUCCUGCUCCAUCUGCCGCCGCUGCCCCAGCUGAGGAGAAGAAAGUAGAAGCAAAGAAGGAAGAAUCUGAAGAAUCCGAGGAUGACAUGGGCUUUGGUCUUUUUGACUAAACUGCUUUUGUUAACAUGUCCAAUAAAGAGCUGAACCUGU
Molecule: messenger RNA, 496 nt
Organism: Rattus norvegicus (Norway rat)
Lineage: Eukaryota; Metazoa; Chordata; Mammalia; Rodentia; Muridae
Gene: Rplp1
Product: ribosomal protein lateral stalk subunit P1
Exons: 3
Coding region: 112-456 (114 amino acids)
Biological process (GO): cochlea development; regulation of translation; hard palate morphogenesis
Cellular component (GO): cytosolic large ribosomal subunit; ribosome; cytoplasm
Molecular function (GO): structural constituent of ribosome; deubiquitinase activator activity; ubiquitin-specific protease binding
Source: RefSeq, marked provisional